Molecule: messenger RNA, 1408 nt
Organism: Mercenaria mercenaria
Lineage: Eukaryota; Metazoa; Mollusca; Bivalvia; Venerida; Veneridae
Product: multiple epidermal growth factor-like domains protein 10
Exons: 2
Source: RefSeq, a predicted model, not a curated record
CUCCAAAACAGCACAGAAACUUGCGAUGCUACAACGAAUGAGUGUUUACACGGUUGCAAAUUAGGUUACGCCGGACCAACUUGUUCAUAUGAUUGUCCAUUGAACUGUAGGUUCUCAAGCAGCCCGAAAGGCGACUCGUGCAACACCAGUACUGGAGAAUGUUUACUCGGAUGUCAGUAUGGUUAUGCCGGACCAAACUGCACCGUUGAAUGUCCAGGUAACUGUGGAAAAGCCGAGGAGUUAAACACACAAACUUGUAAUGAAACUUCAAGACAGUGCUUAUAUGGUUGUUUGCAAGGUUAUGGAGGUCCAAACUGUUCUUUUGAAUGUUCCAUGACGUGUACCAAAUCUCCUACUAACAACACUGAAACAUGUGAUAUAACAGGCGAAUGCUUAUACGGUUGCAUGUCGGGAUAUGCUGGUCCAAACUGCUCUUUUAAAUGCCCCAUUAAUUGUUCGCACCCACUUCAAAUCAAUACCGAGAUGUGUAAUUACACGACCGGAGAAUGUUUACAUGAUUGUUCCCCAGGUAGUGCAGGUCCUAAUUGCUCUUUUAAAUGCCCCACAAACUGUUUGCUCCCGGUAACAGAUGGAAAAGAAACCUGCAACUUUACAAGCGAAGAAUGCUUGCUUGGUUGUCUGAAAGGUUUUGCUGGACCAGACUGUUCAUAUGAAUGCCCCGCAAACUGCACGACAGUUAAUGGGACAGAAACCUGCAACUAUACAAAUGGAGAAUGUCUUCUUGGCUGUAAGGACGGUUAUGCUGGAACCAAUUGUUCUUUUGAAUGUCCUUCAAAUUGUAUGUAUCCAUCCAAACACGAGACGGGAACCUGUAACUAUACGACAGGCGAAUGUUUGCAUGGCUGCAAGGAUCGGUUUGCUGGACCAGAUUGCUCUUUUGAAUGUCCUACAAACUGCAAUUCUCCGUCCGAGAACGUGACUGGAACUUGUGAAGAAACAACAGGAGAAUGUUUGCAUGGCUGCAAGGCAGGGUUUGCUGGAACAAACUGCUCCGUUGAAUGUCCACAGAACUGUGCCCAUUCCGAAGACAGAGGAAAUGAAAUAUGUAACGCAACGUCUGAGGAUUGUAUCUAUGGAUGUAAAGAUGGAUUUAUUGGUCGCAACUGCACAGAAAAGUGUUCUGAUAAAGUUCCAUAUUGCAUGCGAUGCACUGCAAAGGAUGAUAACAGUGGAUUUGUAUGCAACGAAUGCAAAAGAAACUUCUACCGAGAUAACGGUAAAUGCCUGCAAUGUAACUACUAUUGUAUUAGCAACGCAACUGAUCCUCUACCAGCAUGCAGGGAACGUGAUGGAUAUUGUAACUUCGGUUGUCGCUCAAAUCGCUAUGGUUUUAAAUGUGGCAUUAGAUGUAGCAGCACUUGCAAAGAUAUUUGUCAAAGAGAAACCG